AUUCGACGAGGCACUUUCCAGAGAGUGAGGGCGAAACUGCGGCCCCGGGGGUUCGUAUUCUCCUCGUCUGUCAGGCACCUUCUGAGGAGGAUUUGGCCCCCGGACUACGUCGUCGACGUUCGUCCAAAGCCUCGGCACCAUCCCUUGGCUUUCGCUUUCGCUUUCCCAACCCCCCGGUGGCCCGAUUGCGUGAGUCCCCGGUUAGGCCGGCAGGGGGGGAUGCGGAUGGGGGAGGGGGAGGGACUCGCACUAUUGUAAUGUCCAGCGGUCGGACUGGGGGGUCGGUCGUUAGCAAGGGAGCGGCAGGGGAAGCGAAGUCCCGAGUCUGGAGGCCGUGCUAGCAGCUGCGGCCGGACGGGGGCUGGGCUGGGCUGUGCAUGCGAGCACGAUGGGAUGCAGUUGUGGUGUGGCCAGCCGAGCAUGGCCAGUGACUUGCGCAUCCUACGAGCGCGAAUGAUUCGGAGCGUGACAAAAUCGUCAAAGCCAUGGCUGACUUUUCGCGUUUCCGCACCACGAAUUCAUUAAUGUCGAGUAGUUUAUACCAUGUUUCGGCUCUUUCUUAGCGCUCACGACUGAUCAUAGCUUUGCUUCGUUCUUUUUAGCCCCUGGGUCCUCCAGUUCUUGCAACAUCCUGAGCAGUCCUCGUAACGGAGGUCUUAUGCUCAUGGAGUUGAUGCUCUGAUCUCCUGAUCGUCGGACGUUCGCGAUUUGGUGGAGGUCUAGGCAUUGACUCUGUGGCAUACUACUCGGUGAUGAACGGAAGAAUUGGUUCGUCGUAGGGAAGAAGGCUCCAUCUGGACGUAUGGCUCUCAGAAGCAAAAUCUGGACGCCGAGUGCCAUGAAUUUGGCGGUCGUCUUCAUCCUGGUAGCGGUCCUGGGAUGUCACCUGUCGCUUGUGAACUCACUCAACGAAGAUGAUAGCCGGAACAGCGGCACUGACUCUUCGCCAAACAAAUCUGUUGAAACUGCACCACAAGAAAACAUACAGGAAACGUUUGAUCUCGAUCCGAAAGGAAAUUGCAGUGAUGAGAUUAAAAACUUCUGUACUCCAAAGACUGGGAGUUAUCUUGAGUGCAUUACACAGGAGCUACAGAGCGAGCAAGCAGGAAACAUGGCACCCAAUGGAAAGGAAAUCUCGGAUCCCUGCAAGAUUGAGGUCCGGUUCAUGAAGAUUGCUUCGUACAAAGAUUUAACUUUGGACAAGAAAAUUGAAGCUGCAUGCCAGAAGGAUAUUGAAGAUACCUGCUCAAAUUAUUUUCUAGGUCCAGGAGGUGUUUUAGCUUGUUUGAGAGAGCACAAAGACACACUUUCUCAAGCAUGCCAGAAUGAGGUGUUUGUGGCUGAGAAAGAUGCUGCCAAUGACUAUCAAAUGGAUCCUCUGCUUAGUGAAAAGUGCGGUGCCGAUGCCCAAGCUUACUGCUCAGAUGUCAGUCCUGAAGGAGGGCGCGUCCAAGCUUGUCUGAGGGCUCGUGCUUCGAAAGUCACCUAUGCUUGCAGAGCUGAACUCUUCCGACAGGAGCAAGAGAAUGCCGGUGAUCUUCGUCUCAAUGUUCAGCUCUAUAAAGCAUGUGAGGAUGACAAAAAAAAAUUCUGUGCUGACGUUCGUCCUGGGAACGCUCGGAUCAAGGACUGUCUCGAGAACUUCCGCAUGGACCCGGGCUUUUCCAAGACAUGUAAGGUUGAAUUUGACAAGAUGCUCGCGAGGAGAGCUGAAGAUUUCCGCUUAGACCCAGUACUGAGGGAUAGCUGUCGGAAAGAUAUCUCAGCGGUAUGUGGUUCAGAGCUGGAAGAUCUGUUGGAAGUCCCCCGUGAGGAACCAAGAGUGAUCCACUGUUUGCAGGACUUUCAAGAGGAACUCACUGAUCCACAGUGCAAGAAAGAGGUCCACAGAGCCCUUGUUCGUGCAGCUGAAGACUAUCGUUUUGAUGCAUUUUUCGCCAAAUCCUGCGAAGAUUCCAAGCAAAAGUACUGCAAGGAUGCUGAUAACAGCAGAGUCCUGCAAUGCCUGCAAGGUGCACGUGACAUGAUCGAUACCACCUGUCGCUCAGCUGUGUUUGAACUGGAAUCACGACUCUCAGGAGAUAUCGAUUAUAAAGUGGCAAUGAAGGCUUCUUGCGGCAUGGAGAUUGGAAAGUUCUGUAAGGGCCUUAGACACGACCAGGGAGCCAUAAUCGAUUGUCUUCAGCAAAAGGUAGAUGACCCAGAUAUGGGGGAGGAUUGCAAGAAAGAGGUUGUCCUGGAUGAAAUCGAGUCUGCAAAGGAUUAUCGAUUGAACUACCGUAUAUACAAUGAUUGUCUGGAGGAUGUAAGAACUCUCUGUCCAAUUUCCACGGUAUGUGGGACGUCUGAACCAUGCGGUGGAAUCGUCAUGAAGUGUUUACAGACUAAUAUGGAAAAAAUCAAAUCGGAAGCCUGUAAGAAGGAUAUCUUCUCGUUUACUUUAAAGGAGGCUAAGAAUCCUGAAUUGAACAUACCACUUCAGACGGCUUGCCAUGAAGAUUUGAAAAAGUAUUGUCCAAAAGUCCGUACGAAAGAUCAUAGUCAAUCCCUCCGUUGUUUACGUUCUCAUCGCAACCAGCUGAAAAGUGAAUGCAAAGACGAGGAGCUCCGAUUCAGUAUGAUGGAGGCUUCAGAUAUCAGGCUUACGCCGUCUCUAAUGAAUGCUUGUGGUGCGGAGUUGGGUGAGUUCUGCAAGGCAGUCAGUCCGACCAACGGUGACGCUUUCAAGUGCCUACAAAUGCACUUGGAAAAGGUAGAAAUGGGUACCCCUUGUAAGAUUGAAGUGGACUUGCAAGAAGCCCGACAAGCAUCAGACUACCGGUUGGAUGUCCGGGUGAGGACUGAGUGCCAGAAAGAUGUUGAGACAUUAUGCGGUGACGUCGACAAGAGUGAGGAAGGUCAUGCGACCGUCUUGAAGUGUUUCGUAGCUCAGUACAAGAAUCUCACAGGCGGCUGCCAAACCGAGGUAGCGUACGCCGUGAGGAUGGCUCUAUGGCAGUACCAGUUUGGAUCCAAUCUCACUCUUCCUUGCGACUCUGUGGUCAAGUCCUCGUGUGACACGAAAGAGGCGAAAGCGAUCGAAAAUGUGGUGAUUGGAACAUAUGGCCAGUGCCUUACAUUAUCUCAGAACUUUAAGGGUAUGAAUCCUGAAUGCAAAGCCCUUGUACGGGUGGCAACGAAAGAGGGAUUUUACGUAGGUGACAACCCAGAAGCUGAUUUGGCUGCGGAAAUCGCCAAACUCAAGGAGUUGCGGGGAAGCUCCAGCGAUUUAGGCCAAUCAGGCAUGGGUUUCUUCUGGACCACGACUGUUGUUGCCUUCGUGGCACUGCUCGGAGUUGCGCUAUUCAGGAGAUAUUCUGGUCCUCCCAGAGCAUACACUCUGGUUGUUAAAGGUGGAGAUGUAUGAAGGUGAAUAUCUCAGUCUUAAUACUGAUCAUCCUAGUUCUGGAACGAGCCCUCCGGAACAGCAUCAAUAUUAGUCCGCUCGAGUCUCCUCCUAUGCUGCGCGACAAGCAUAUUUACAUACUUGAGGAACUAGUAGUACAUUCUUUACGGAGUUGUGGAUAUCAUAAUCCCCGUUCUUUCUUUGAUCCAAUUACUUUGGCCACCAUUCCAGAACUACAGUGCCGGUCGGGAUCCCCAUUAUUUACCACAAGAGCUGGGAGUGUGUGCGAUGUCAGCAUCCUGCACAACGCUGAGAUUCAAAAUGUGGAAAUUUAGUGUACACUAUAUACUUCCCCCAAUUUAUGAUCUACAGUGGUGGUGGUAGGACUUGUCACACGAUUUAGUUCAAUUCACAACGAUAUGUAAACAUAUUUCAGGUUGUCACUUAGAUGUAUGAGAGAGGAGGGUUAUGCAUCCGAUAUACAAUGAGAUAUUUUCAUACCUAGCGUGUGUGGUCCUCUCUCCAGUCUUGAGCAAAUAUUUUGCUCCGUACCAUCUGCCAAUAGGUCUGUCGAGAAGUAUUCAUGUGAGAAAACAGACUCAUUUUCUGUUGCAGAACGAUAGUGCCUAGUCCGUUCUCUAAGUAGAAAGUCUAAGAGUCUUUCUAUUGAGUUGAUCUUUCAUUGACCGGAUUGAACCACAAGCGGUGUUUUGUUCUACAACUGCCAGGUUGACUUCGGGACUGCUGCUGCUCGCAGCCUCACUGUGAAAUAAAGUGAAAUCGAAAUACUGGUCUUCUGUUUCC
Molecule: messenger RNA, 4189 nt
Organism: Marchantia polymorpha subsp. ruderalis
Lineage: Eukaryota; Viridiplantae; Streptophyta; Marchantiopsida; Marchantiales; Marchantiaceae
Source: the annotation of a GenBank genome assembly